AUGGGUUGCGCUUCAUCUGAUUCUGCUUCAACAGAUAAUCCCAGAAAAAGAGAACCACAAAAAGAGUUUACAGGAGAAAAGAUUUCAUCAGAGAUCUUUGUCGACUUAAAGGAUGGCAAUAUUUAUGAAGAGUAUGAGGUCAGGUCAACUUUGGGAGAAGGAGCAUUCGGUUGUGUAAAAUUAGUAGCUCAUCGUAAAACAAGUAUUAAUUGAAAUAAACAAUAUAGAAAUGCCAUAUGCUAUGAAAUAGAUAAAGAAAUAAGGAUUAAUUAAGGAGGAUUAAAAGAUCUUAUUUAGUGAAAUGGAUAUUUUGAGGUUAAUUGACCAUCCCAAUAUUGUUAAGUUACAUAAACUAUAUUAAGACAAUAUACAUUAUUAUCUGAUAACUGAGUUAUGUUAGGGUGGAGAACUAUUCGAUAAACUUGCAUCUGAAAAGAACUUUACUGAAAAAAAGGCAGCUGAAAUUAUGAAAUAAGUCUUAUCUGCUGUGACAUAUUGUCAUGAAAGGAAAAUAAUUCAUAGAGAUCUAAAAUUAGAGAAUAUAUUAUUAGAAACUAAAAGUGCUAAUUCAAAUAUUAAAGUUAUUGAUUUUGGCACUUCUAGUAGAGUAUAAGAAGACGAAAAAUUAAAAUUAAAAAUUGGGACUGUAUUUCUAUAUUUUAAUCUUAAGUUAUAUUAUAUGGCUCCUGAAGUUUUUCAAGGUCAAUAUGAUCUAAAAGUAGAUGUUUGGAGUGUUGGUGUAAUAUUAUAUAUUCUUUUAUGUGGAUAUCCUCCUUUUAAUGGUGAUGACACAACUAUUAAAAAGAAAAUUUAAAAAGGAACUUUUGAAUUCAACGGUAUUAAUUUAUAUUCUAAUUUAAUAGAUACUGAAUGGAGAUCUAUUUCUUAAGAAGCCAAAGAUUUAAUAACUAAAAUGUUAAAAUAUGAUCCUUAAUAAAGAAUAACAGCUCAAUAAGCAUUGUAAGAUCCAUGGAUUUAAUCAAAAGCUCCUAAUAAUCCAGUAUAAGUCAAUGCACUCAAUAAUUUAAAAGAUUUUUAUGUAUAAAAUUUAAAGAUAAAAUAUAGAGUACAUCAAAAUUAAAGAAUGCCAUAUAAUUAUUCAUUGUAACACAAGUUACAACAUAUUAAGAAAAGGAAGAAUAAUUAAAAUAAUUUAAAGCCAUGGAUACUGAUGGAAAUGGAACAAUUAGUCCUGAAGAAUUAAAGAAACAUUAUUCUAAAUUUUAUGGAUAAGAGUAAGCUGAAAAAUUAGUUUAAGAAAUUAUGAAAUAAGUUGAUAUAAACUAAUCAGGAUAGAUUGAUUUUAAUGGUACUUCAUUUAAUUAUGAAUCCUAAUAGAAUUUUUAGUGGCUGCUGCAAAUAAAGAAAAAUUACUUUCUUAAGAAAAACUAAAAUAAGUAUUUUAGAUGUUUGAUAAAGUAAGAAUAAUUAUAAAAAAUUUAGAAUGGUGAUGGUAAAAUUUAAAGAGCUGAACUUUAAUANUAUUAAUUGAAAUAAACAAUAUAGAAAUGCCAUAUGCUAUGAAAUAGAUAAAGAAAUAAGGAUUAAUUAAGGAGGAUUAAAAGAUCUUAUUUAGUGAAAUGGAUAUUUUGAGGUUAAUUGACCAUCCCAAUAUUGUUAAGUUACAUAAACUAUAUUAAGACAAUAUACAUUAUUAUCUGAUAACUGAGUUAUGUUAGGGUGGAGAACUAUUCGAUAAACUUGCAUCUGAAAAGAACUUUACUGAAAAAAAGGCAGCUGAAAUUAUGAAAUAAGUCUUAUCUGCUGUGACAUAUUGUCAUGAAAGGAAAAUAAUUCAUAGAGAUCUAAAAUUAGAGAAUAUAUUAUUAGAAACUAAAAGUGCUAAUUCAAAUAUUAAAGUUAUUGAUUUUGGCACUUCUAGUAGAGUAUAAGAAGACGAAAAAUUAAAAUUAAAAAUUGGGACUGUAUUUCUAUAUUUUAAUCUUAAGUUAUAUUAUAUGGCUCCUGAAGUUUUUCAAGGUCAAUAUGAUCUAAAAGUAGAUGUUUGGAGUGUUGGUGUAAUAUUAUAUAUUCUUUUAUGUGGAUAUCCUCCUUUUAAUGGUGAUGACACAACUAUUAAAAAGAAAAUUUAAAAAGGAACUUUUGAAUUCAACGGUAUUAAUUUAUAUUCUAAUUUAAUAGAUACUGAAUGGAGAUCUAUUUCUUAAGAAGCCAAAGAUUUAAUAACUAAAAUGUUAAAAUAUGAUCCUUAAUAAAGAAUAACAGCUCAAUAAGCAUUGUAAGAUCCAUGGAUUUAAUCAAAAGCUCCUAAUAAUCCAGUAUAAGUCAAUGCACUCAAUAAUUUAAAAGAUUUUUAUGUAUAAAAUUUAAAGAUAAAAUAUAGAGUACAUCAAAAUUAAAGAAUGCCAUAUAAUUAUUCAUUGUAACACAAGUUACAACAUAUUAAGAAAAGGAAGAAUAAUUAAAAUAAUUUAAAGCCAUGGAUACUGAUGGAAAUGGAACAAUUAGUCCUGAAGAAUUAAAGAAACAUUAUUCUAAAUUUUAUGGAUAAGAGUAAGCUGAAAAAUUAGUUUAAGAAAUUAUGAAAUAAGUUGAUAUAAACUAAUCAGGAUAGAUUGAUUUUAAUGGUACUUCAUUUAAUUAUGAAUCCUAAUAGAAUUUUUAGUGGCUGCUGCAAAUAAAGAAAAAUUACUUUCUUAAGAAAAACUAAAAUAAGUAUUUUAGAUGUUUGAUAAAGUAAGAAUAAUUAUAAAAAAUUUAGAAUGGUGAUGGUAAAAUUUAAAGAGCUGAACUUUAAUACAUAAUGUCUGGUAUUAAGAUUGAUGAAAUAUAAUGGAAAAAUAUUUUAGAAGAAUGUGAUAAAGAUAAAGAUGGGGAGAUUUCGUUAGAUGAAUUAAUCACUUUAAUGUAAAAACUAAAGUGA
Molecule: messenger RNA, 2884 nt
Organism: Paramecium primaurelia
Lineage: Eukaryota; Ciliophora; Oligohymenophorea; Peniculida; Parameciidae
Source: the annotation of a GenBank genome assembly